GGGGGAGCUGCUGCACCUGAUACACCGGGGCGGGAACUCAGCGAGGAAGGAGGGAGUGGCGCCGGCUGCCGCUCGCCGCCUGCCAAAGCCGCUCCCCGCCGUUAGUCAGCGCUCCUCCCGCUUCUCCUGCCGGCUGCCGGGGCUGUGGCUCCUGUUCCCCUCGGGGCCGGCGGCAGCGCGUCCUCCCGCUCCUCCUCCCUCUUUCCCCCCGGCCCCAUGGCUUCGUCCGGCAGCGGCAUGGAAGAGGUGCGCGUCUCGGUGCUGACCCCGCUGAAGCUGGUGGGACUGGUGUGCAUCUUCCUGGCGUUGUGCCUGGACCUGGGCGCCGUGCUGAGCCCCGCUUGGGUGACGGCGGACCACCAGUACUACCUGUCCCUGUGGGAGUCCUGCCGCAAGCCCGGCAACUUGGAGAGCUGGCUCUGCGAGUCCACGCUGCACAGCGACUGGCAGAUAGCUACUCUUGCUCUGCUGUUGGGUGGUGCUGCCAUCAUUCUCAUAGCUUUCCUGGUUGGCCUGAUCUCUAUCUGUGUGGGAUCUCGGAGGCGAUUCUACAGACCAGUUGCAGUCAUGCUCUUUGCUGCAGUUGUUCUUCAGGUGUGCAGCUUAGUCCUCUACCCAAUCAAGUUCAUCGAAACAGUCAGCUUGAAAAUAUAUCAUGAGUUCAACUGGGGCUAUGGCCUGGCUUGGGGUGCAACUAUAUUUUCAUUUGGGGGUGCCAUUCUUUAUUGUCUGAACCCUAAGAACUAUGAAGACUAUUACUAGAAUCAUUUAAUGAAAAGAAAAAUACCAGAAGGAUUACCCCCAUCUUUUCUAACUCACUGUUUUUUUAGAACACUUGUGGAGCACCAGUCUGCUCUGUUGAUAAAAUAGCCUUUGCCUUUUGGGUGUGAACACUGUAACCAGCUUUUACAACCAUUUAGAAGAACUGCAAACACUAGGAUUGCUGGUCUUACGUAGGCAGAUGCUGCAAGCUGCUGAUACAUAAGCUUUGUUUUUCCUGACAACAAGCAAAGGAUCUACAUGACAGCGAUCAUUGUGAGAAAUUUAGUUGGAAUGUGAAGCAAGGCCAGCAUCUGCUAUUGCCUUCAGGGGAGCAGGUGGUGUAGGCUCCAUUUAGAAGUUUCCCUGUAUCAUAGAGGAUUCAAAUGUCUGAUAAGCAGGCAAUGGCAUCUUGUACAAUAGGCUGUGUUGGCCUCUUGUUACUUGCUCAGAAAAGCUCUUAAGGAAUUAGUUGCGAGUGACUGUGUCCAGGGCAGUGAAUGUAACUGGUUAAUGGCUUGUCUAAUAUCUGCAUUCAGCAGUCUUCUGGGAGAAGUAAAACAACUACACAGACAGAGGAUUUCAUGAAUCGACAUCACCAUGCCAGCUGUAGCAGAUUGUUGAAGGAAGUCCAAACCCAGAGACAUGUGCUUCUGACUGUGUGGUUGGAAGUUGUCUCGAUUCUUGAGUGUUUUGCUGGGGAAGGGGGGGUGGAGAUAAGGGGGAGAACAAUAAGACCUUAUAUGUCCCUAAGGCAUCUGAAAUGCAUGAAUGAAUUGCAGUUUUCCUAAGUACUCAUUUAACUUCUGAACAGCAUUAUGAAAAAAUGCGGUUUGAUUAUAUUUUUGGAAGGUAUUAGUAUAAGUGAGUAUAUGUAAUACAUAUAUAAAUGCAGAGGAAGAAGGAGAAUUAUCUUUAAAUUGUAAUAGGAGCUGUGGUGCAGUGGUUAAAAUACUAAUGUUGUACACAUUCUUGGGGGUCUUAGACCAGUACCCAUGGUCAUGAUUGGUGUUACAAAAUAAACCUAAAAUGAUUUGUCUUCUGUAUAUGCCCUUGUAAAAACUCUGUUAUGGGAAAUGCAUAAAGAUUCACAUCAAUCUAAGGUAGAAGUGGAUGAAAUAACUACUUUCUAUUCCAUAUGUAAUUCUGUACUUAAUAAAAAUUGUAAAAAAAAAAAAAAAAAGGGUGUUACAGGGAGGAAAAACUACCAUUUCAAAAAUAAAUCUAGUUAGAUUGCAAGUGUUUUUGAUAAUCAAGAAUAUAGCCAAGGCCCAAUCACAUCCAUAUUAAAAUAUUAGCACUGCAGGAGCUAAUCUCAUGUUUUUAAAGGCUGGGUUUGUAAUGGACUGGCUGAUGAUUGUGUAUCUAAUUACUCCUUGCUUGGUAUGCUUCCCACUUAAACAUCCAGAGACUGUACCCACCAAAUGGAACCCAAGUUAAAAUAGAGAGAACUUCUAUGUGAAUUUAAUCCGCAUCACUUUUAUUUUUGUUUACAAUUUCCUUCUUUUCGUAUUUUCAAUUAAUUAUGAACAUAUUUUUAUACAAUUCUAAUCUUUAGAAAUGACUAUUUUUUAAUGGAGAAAUUUAAAGUAUAUUCUAUGUGGGCCUCUGCACACGCAGAUAUGCUGCUGUUGCUUGUCCACCUCUGCACAAACGGUAUAGCUGGUUCCAGGGAAAAGGCUGCUGAUUGCCUCAAUGUUAAGGAUGCGUUUGCAGUGUUAAUGUUUAUUCUGCAGUGCCCAGAGAGCAGAGGAUCUGUAGGUACCGUGCUACCCCAGGACUGCCUCUCAGAAGCUGUUCUCAAAGUGCUGCUGCCGUGCGGAGGUGAUUUUUAAGACGCGGUGCCUCUUGGGAGUUAAGUCUUUACUAUCCAGCAGAAUAUUCUGUGUCAGCACUCCUUUCUGAACCAGUGGUGAUUAAUUAGAUUAGGCAGAGCAAAACGAUAGCUGCAUUUAGGAGGGAUUGUAUGGCAAUGCCUAAGGAAAAAAAAAGAUGGGAGGGAAAAAUAUGUCCACUUAUUUUGCAGGCACCAGAGAGCAUUCAUAACUCUGCUCUUCCUGAGACUGACUUAAGGCGGAUAAUCAGUGUACAGUAAACUCUGUAUCUUUCUGAACAGCUGUGUAGUUGUGCUGUUACUUAGCAGCACAGAGAAUAUUGUAGAUUGGCGUGGGAGUUAGGCUGACGUAGAGAAGCCCACUGUGAGGAGAUGGCUGUACCUUUCUAGGAGAGUGGUGUUUUGGUGCCAGCAUAGCACAGCACUAUGCCUAUGCUGGCAGGAAGUUACUGUGCUGAACCCGUAUCACAUCUUCUAAUUUAUCAGAUAAUUUUUUUUAAUGUAGAAUUUGAGUGAAAUCAAAUGUCAGCCUUAAGGCACGCAUGCUAGCACUCCUAAAGUCACACAGCUCUGAAUUUGAAUGAUGUUCAGGCAAAAAAAACCAAACAAACAAACCUACAAACAUGGAUGCCUAAUAACAAAGUUCUUCAUUCAUAUGUGAGUUGGAGAAGCAGUUUUUCAGUCUCAGCACGUGUAUUUCCUCCAGAGCAUAAUGUUAGCUGUGAGGACGCACCUCUCAAACUCCUCAGGUCCUUUAGCAUUUGGGCAUCCAGCGUUCAGAUUUAGGCACCUAUCUUAAUCAGCUUGGAAACCUCUCGUUAGCUUAUGUUGCUACUUCAAUUUUUUCUUUUUUUAGUAAAUGCUGCUUUUUAGGGCUGAGUGAAAAGUGGCUACACUGUUACCCUAUUUUUUGUUCUAGCCACAAAAAAAAAAAAAACAAAACAACACAACAGCACAUGUCUUUGUGUCUCUGUACAACGAAUUAUUCCUUUUGAAUGUUAUGCUUGUGUCAUGCCAUCAUUAUUUCAGUUGUUUGGCUUUAUUUCGCUGACAGGAUGGUGUUUUUUUCCCCACACAAAUCCAUUGUUUAUCAUCCAAAUAUAUAUGAAUGAAGAUAUAUAAAUAUAUAUAUAUAUAGCGGACUUGCAAGCAGGGCUAGUUAUUUGUAUUUUUUAGGCUUAAAGUACACCGUCCGGUGCUGACAAGUACCUAGCACCUCUUCUGGACUUCUUGCACAACUUCGGUUAGUUUUUGUAAAUUUUAAAAAAACAAAUAUAGAGAGACCUAUGUGUUUGAAAUAUAAAAUGAUAUAUAUGGAUUAGCAUGUACCUGUAUAUUAUUAAACAUGCAAUGAACUGACUGGUAAGUGAAGUCUAAUCUUAUGGCUAGCAAUGUAAUUUAUUCAGACUGUAUUUUUGUACAGAGCAGUGCACACUAACCUAUUGCCUCUGUGUCCUCUAUAAUGCCUAAAACUGUGCCUAGAAAUUUAAUUUGUCUUUAAGGG
Molecule: messenger RNA, 4097 nt
Organism: Phasianus colchicus (ring-necked pheasant)
Lineage: Eukaryota; Metazoa; Chordata; Aves; Galliformes; Phasianidae
Gene: TMEM47
Product: transmembrane protein 47
Biological process (GO): cell-cell adhesion
Cellular component (GO): membrane; cell-cell junction
Source: RefSeq, a predicted model, not a curated record